Molecule: messenger RNA, 1803 nt
Organism: Botrytis cinerea B05.10
Lineage: Eukaryota; Fungi; Ascomycota; Leotiomycetes; Helotiales; Sclerotiniaceae
Gene: Bcfad1
Product: Bcfad1
Exons: 3
Coding region: 296-1255 (319 amino acids)
Biological process (GO): FAD biosynthetic process
Molecular function (GO): FMN adenylyltransferase activity
Source: RefSeq, a predicted model, not a curated record
GGCUAAAACUACCCCUCCAACCUAACCCCCACAUUUCAACAAGUAAUCGCAGCUCAUACCAGCACGAUUGGUCCGUCGGCCCAUGUGAAGCUUACCUCACAUUUUUAUGGAGCAACGAAGCCAAUUCGACUCGGGGGUAAUCCGACGGCGCGGGAAUCCUCCCACCCUCAAGUUGCACAGAACUUCUUUUUCUCUUCUCUCCUCCUUGCUUUGCUUUUAAUUAUUUUUUAUGAGAGAGAAAUUGAUUGAGAGAUCGAUGGGUUUUGAAGGGAGAGCGUAAAGGACACUUAAUAGUAUGAGAGGAACACGCGAUAUGCAGGACAGAGAUGAGAAUCAUAUUGAAAAGCAAUGGCAGGCUGCUUGCGCUGAGCGAGGGGACCCGGAUACGGAUGCUGUGAAUAAUGUCGGGUUGGGGAAAAGAGAGGAUGGGAAGGGGAAUGGGGAUGGGAAUGGGGAUAUAGAUCAGGCGAAUAAUUUGCUAGAGAGAUGCGAUGAGGUAGCGCGGAAAGUAAAUGGGUUUCUGGAAGAACAGUUUGGUGAGGAGGAGCAGGUAUUGAGGGGAGUGCAGAAACAGACCAGGAUUGCGCUGAGGGUUAUUGGGGAGUGUUUGGAGAGGUAUAGUUUAGAAGAAAUCUCAUUUUCCUACAACGGCGGAAAAGACUGUCUGGUCCUACUCAUCCUCCUCCUCGCCGCGCUAUCCAAUCACCAAUCCUCUUCCUCCACAUCCCCAUCUUCAAAACCGACUCCCAAACCCCUCCCCCUCGCUCUCCCCUCCGUCUACAUACUCUCCCCGCAUCCCUUCCCCGAAGUCGACACCUUUGUCGCCUCAUCCUCCGCACACUACCAUCUGCGACUUUCGCGCUAUGCGUCACCGAUGAAAGAAGCCUUUACGCAAUACCUGCGCGAUCACCCUGUUGUAAAGGCGAUUUUGGUCGGCACCCGCCGGACGGAUCCGCACGGUGCGGAUUUGACGCAUUUUGAUCUGACGGAUGGGGGGUGGCCUAGGUUUAUGAGGGUGCAUCCGGUGAUUGAUUGGCAUUAUCGGGAGAUAUGGGGGUUCAUCCGCCACCUCAAUAUCCCCUACUGUCCGCUCUACGAUCAAGGUUACACAUCAUUAGGAGGCACAACUGACACCCACCCGAAUCCAGUCCUAGUCGCCGAGAACAGCCAAGGAGAAGGAGAGGGCGAAAAGAAAUUCAGACCCGCGUAUGAAUUGGUAGAAGAUGAAGAGGAGAGAUUAGGACGAGAUUAUUAGGGAUUAUGAGAGCAUGCGAAAAGCAAAAAGCUAAAAGGCAAAGGGAACAAGAAUUUUCGGGGCCGUAGAAGGAAUGCUCACAUACAGUUACACACACAUACACAAUGGAGAGGAAACAUAUGAGAUAGGAGAAAGAAGGAAAGGAAGAAAGAAAGAAAGAAGAGGAACGACGAUGCAUAUGCAUGAUACCACUAGAGACGAGAAAGUCUUCAUGAAAUGAAGAAGAUUCAACAGAAUACAGAAUUCAGAUGUAUUGAACAAACAGUAUGGUAUAGGACGCUAAAUCUUUACAUGUUUUAUAUAUUAUUAAUGGGUCGAUUCUAGAUAUAUGAAUGCGGGUGUGGCUGUGGCUGUGAAUGUAGAUAAACUGGAGAGUCCUGUGUAGUUUCUCUUUCAUUUCCCUCUUGACGUCUCGAAAGAUGGAUCAUUAGAUGAGUUUUGUCAAGGCAGGUUACCUGUAGUGGAAUUAGACAAUUGCAUAUACACAUCAGACAUCAGACAUCACGUCACACAACCAGAAACCACCCAAAACAUUUCAAAAAUACAUA